UUGCAGUCACAAUAUUGAUAAAAAAUAUUAGCGGGCUAAAAGGAAAAAAAUAGGCGGGCUAAAAGGAAAAAAAUAGGCAGAUCAUUUAGGGUUUAUGUUUCCAUAAUUUUUGGAGGACAGAUAGCAAUUGCCGUAUUACAGAAUUGAGGUAUUCCUCACAAUUACAGAAUCCCUCCACUACACCAUUACUUGUCCAUUAUCAUCUCCCAAAAGUUCUAAUUAAUCAUUCGCCCGGUGAAGAAUCAUCUCUAAGUUGAAGUUCUGAUUAAUCGUUCGCCGGUGACGGACGAAAGAUUUAGUAAUCAAGGGACUGCUACCCGGGUUAUUUUAUCAAAUUUAAUAAGUUUGUGGUCCGGUCCAUGGGAGAGCUGGAGACAUGUUCCUAAUGAGCACAAGACACGGUUAUUUGAGCGAUUCCAGAUGCAUUUCCAGUGGGAGGAUAAAUGGAAUGCACGAAUUCAUAGGUGCUGGGAGAAGUGCAUUGCUGGUAAAUUCCCUAAUUUGUUGCGGAACGUACGAAAUGAUGCUAAAGCUACAGCGAAAGAAAAAGGUAAAAAUGUUGGAGAGGAUAUGACCGAUCUUAUUGACUUUAAACCAGCAUGGAUAAGAUCUGAGAUAUGGAAACAAAUGCUUGACCACUGGAACACACCUAAGUGGAAAGCAAAGUCUUUAAGAAACAAAGAAAUUAGAGGUAGGGCAACUGGAGGCAAACAUACACUAGGAUCUCAAUCCUAUGCGAGCAUGAAAAGAAAAGCGGCUAAGAUACUUGGGCGUGAACUGUCAGUUCAUGAAGCGUGGAAGCAAUCACGCUGCAGGAAAGGAAGUCGACCAUUGGAUAAAGAUCUAAGUUGUAGUAGUUCACUACUUUUGGAUGUUGAUUCGGAAGGGAACACUCAAGAAGAAAAUAUUGUAUGGGUUGAUGAUAGGGCAGAGGAGACUUGGGUUAAAUAUGAUGGUUUUCUUGUGGAAAAGUACGGGAAAGAACGCAUUAAACAUCCAAAAUUUGAUGAAGACUUAUGGUCACGAGCUGCGGGCAUGAAUAAAGGAAAAGUGUACGGGUUAGGCAAUGUUAGUGACCCGUGUGUACAUAACAGAGAAGACCCUGAGAUUGAAAAGUUGAACUUAGUUAUCAAGGAGCUCGUUAAGACUAAUGAUGAAGAAAAAGAAAGGUUAGAUGGAAUUAUUGCAACGUUGUUGGCUGAAAAAGAGAAAGAUAAAGCGGAUAAAGAUGCUCUGCUCGAGAGGAUGUCACAAAUUGAAGCUAUGUUAACGGCUACAGUUCGAAAAUAGGCUAUAAACACUUGGUUUCGAAUGUUAUGAUGUUUUAUCAUAUUAGGAUACUUUUGGUUGUUUUAUGUUUUAGUUGGUAUUUUUAUUAGAAUGUUUUAUAUGCUUUUGAAACAGAGAUGUUUUAUAUAACUUUGGGAUUUUGUUAUUUUAUUAGACUUUUUAUA
Helianthus annuus (common sunflower) is the source of this 1454-nucleotide messenger RNA. RefSeq lists its product as uncharacterized. Bases 421 to 1290 code for a protein of 289 amino acids. Lineage: Eukaryota; Viridiplantae; Streptophyta; Magnoliopsida; Asterales; Asteraceae. The record is from RefSeq and is a predicted model, not a curated record. The transcript has 6 exons.